AUGUCCAAAUUGAUCACCGUCUUCGGCGCCACUGGAAACCAAGGUGGCUCCGUCGUCAGAGCCAUCCUGGCCGACGCGACGCUCUCCAGGGAAUUCAAAAUUCGAGGAGUCACGCGCGACACGAGCAAACCCGCCGCAAAAGCACUUGCGGAGAAAGGCGUUGAAGUAGUCACCGCCGACCUCGCGUCACCGGCAUCCGUAACCCAGGCCGUCACCGGCGCCGAUACAGUCUUCCUAGUCACAAACUUCUGGGACUCAAUGUCGGAAGACACCGAAUUCAGCCAGGGAAAAGCAGUGACAGAUGCCAGCAAAGCCGCGGGAGUCAAGCACCUGGUUUUUUCGUCCCUGCGUAAUGUGACUGAGAUCACCGGUGGUCGUAUGCCUCAUGUCACACAUUUCGACGGCAAGGCCAAGAUUGAGCAGUAUAUGCGUGAUAGUGGAGUUCCUGCUACAUUUGUGCUGCCGGGGAUGUUUAUGUCGAACUUUUACACCAUGAUUAAAAAACAAGAGGGUGUGUAUACCCUGGCAUGGCCGGUUAAUCCGGACACGGCGAAGGCUCCGUUGAUUUCUAUUGAAGAAGAUUUUGGUAAAUACGUCAAAAUCGCACUGAAACAAUACCCCUCUGCCAUCGGCAAGCGCAUUCUCGCUGCAACAGACUACUACAGCCCAACACGCCUAAUCACUGAAUUCAGUGAAGUCACCGGCCACAAAGCGCAGGCCGUCCAGAUCCCCGCGGAAACCUUCAAGUCAUUUAUGUCUGCUCCUGUGGCGCAGGAGCUGCUCGAGAAUUUCCUUUUGUUGGAUGAUGUUGGGUAUUAUGGUGGUGAGAGUUUGGAGGAGACGAAGAAGUUGCUGGAGGAUGAGCCGGUUAGUUGGAAGGAUUUUGUGGCGCGGAAUAAGGGGAGGUGGCCUUGA
This is a messenger RNA of Talaromyces proteolyticus, 915 nucleotides long. RefSeq lists its product as uncharacterized. The record is from RefSeq and is a predicted model, not a curated record. The transcript is spliced from 3 exons. The coding region runs from base 1 to 915 and encodes 304 amino acids. NCBI's taxonomy places the organism in Eukaryota, Fungi, Ascomycota, Eurotiomycetes, Eurotiales, Trichocomaceae.